Cuscuta europaea is the source of this 1081-nucleotide messenger RNA. NCBI's taxonomy places the organism in Eukaryota, Viridiplantae, Streptophyta, Magnoliopsida, Solanales, Convolvulaceae. The record is from the annotation of a GenBank genome assembly.
CUGCCACCCCUAGAUGGUACUCCAUAGUUAGUAUUAUAAAAAGGGCAACAGUGUCCCGUAAGGGUUACAUUUUGCAGCACCUUGAUUUUAUGACCUCCUAACAUGCGUAGUAAUAUACGGAGUCUCGGUGGAACCUCGAUCACCUGGUGACCUCGUACCUGCCUCCAGCCCAAGCGUACUCCUCUGUCCUCGGCAUCUCGAAGCCGGACAGUCCCAGCCGACGAAUUUACGAAGAUGGAUGAGAACAUCCUUCGCGCGCAAACCAAAAGAGGUACAAUCUCUGAGUUUGCUGCGGAAAUGCCAACUGCAAAGAAGCCAAAUCUGUCUCCCUGUCCUAGUGAUGACCCAACUGGAGGUGAUAGUAAGAGUAAAGAAACUUCAGGAGAUGCUUAUGACCCAUCUGAUGAUGAAGUUGUUGAGAGAAUUCAAUACAUGAUGAAACAGAUUGGUGAUAAUGAGGGAUUGAAGCAAGUGCUCGCGGUAAAAUAUGGAGAAGGCACGGAGAAAUAUAACCGUCGGUUUGGAGAGAUUAUGAAGAACUAUAGGUAUACCGAGAAAGCAUGGUUGGCGCUUCCAGGUUUGACAGGAAGGGUGCAUGUCAAAGCUGUUUUGGAUAGCAGAGGCCACCUCCUUUACCUGAUAACCCGUUUUUUACCUGAUAACCCGUUAUUUACCUGAUAACCCAUCCUCAACAUAACCACCCAGAAUUUGGAGUUCGGAAUCCUUUUGAACGUUACAAGUGAAAAUCACUAAAUGGGAGGAAGUUUAAUUAGGAGCGGUAUCUCUCAAGUACUAAUGUAGUAACUUAUUACUUGUGCUCGUAAAAAUCACUAAACGGGAGGAAGUUAAUUAGGAGCGGUGUGCUGUCAAGUACUAAUGUAGUAAAUUUUUACUUGUGCCCGCAAAAAUCACUAAACAGGAGGAAGUUUAAUUAAAAGUGGUGUGAUGUCAAGUACUACUGAAGUAAAUUAUUACUUGUGUUCGGAAAAAUCACUAAACGGGAAGAAGUUAAUUAGGAGCGGUGUGUUAUCAUGUACUAUUGUAUUUGGUAGUAAAUUAUUAUUUGUGAGUUGUGACUGCA